AUGUUCGGUCUGUCUCUGGUUCCUCUACUCCUCACUGCGUUGGCCAGCGCAUACCCUAACCGCGGCCCUUGCACCGGCGCCUGCCAAACCAAAGACCCGGCCGUGAUUCAGCGUGUGUCUGAUGGAAAGUUCUACCGUUUCGGAACCGGCACUGGCAUCACCACUCACAGCGCACCCUCCGUGAGAGGUCCAUGGACAGAGCUUGGAGGUGCUCUGCCAGAGGGAACUAGCCUUAGACUCGACAACACCGACCCCAAGAACCUUUGGGCCCCCGAUGUUCACUACCAGAACGACCAGUACUACAUGUACUAUGUGCUGUCAGAGCUCGGCACCAAGAACUCUCAGAUUGGAGUCGCAACAUCAAAGACCCUGGAGCCCGGCAGCUGGACCGACCACGGUGCUAUUGGAAUUCCCGCCAACGAUGCUUACAACCGCAUCGACCCUGCCUUCAUUCAAAUCGGCGGCAAGAACGUCCUCGUCUUCGGCUCUUUCUGGGGUGAUAUCCACCAGGUCAUCAUGGACACCCCCCUCAAGGUUGGCAGUGCUGCUCCCUACCAGGUCUCCUGGAACGCUACCCUGAACCACCGUGAGGAGGGUGCCUAUGAGUUCAAGCACGGCGACUUCUACUACUUGCUCUACUCUGCUGGUAUUGCAGGCGGCUACACCAAGAACUACCCUCCCGCCGGUGCCGAGUACCACAUCCGCGUCUGCCGCUCUUCCACUGGUCUCGGUGACUUUGUUGAUGCCGAUGGCAAGGACUGCAAGCAGACUGGCGGCACCAUGCUCCUCUCCAGCCACGGCCAGGUCUUCGGACCCGGUGGCCCUGGUGUGUACACCGACAAGGACCUCGGUGUCGUGAUGUACUACCACUACUACCCUCUCGCUACCAAGCAACAGACCGAGACCGCCAACGGCAACGUGAACUACAAGUUCUCCUGGAACGUCCUCGGUUUCGAGAACGGCUGGCCUUACGUGAAGGCCAACUAA
Molecule: messenger RNA, 987 nt
Organism: Penicillium olsonii
Lineage: Eukaryota; Fungi; Ascomycota; Eurotiomycetes; Eurotiales; Aspergillaceae
Source: the annotation of a GenBank genome assembly